CGCCCCUCCCUCCAGAUCAGCCCCAUCCCACGGAACAUCACUUCACUCCCCUAGAGCUUGGUGUGAUGAUUAACUCUCAGGCCAUUUCCUCUCCCUUCUCUCAAGUCACAGCUCACCUUGUCUCCCAAGACACUUUCUAGGCUCCUACCUUCCUGCCAUCUGAAACCCUUUUAAAAGCUGGAAGUUGUGUUGGAGGAGGAGAUCAGGCCAUGGAGAGAUUUCCCUUCCCCCAGUGUUUGUGUUGCUCUCGGUUUGGGUGCUGUGUAAAUUACCUUUGGCUUCAAAGGGAGAUGCUGCUUCAUGGGGCUCUUUAGGAGUCUGUUACUGUUCAUUCCCUCUGGAUUCUUCUUCUGUUUCUAGCUGCUCUGAUGGCCUCAACUUAAAAUGACAUGUUAAAUGUUUAAUUGAAAUACAUGACACAUUCUUCAGGGGAGUGGAGGUGCUUACAUAGAUUAUUUCUUCCCCCUCCAGAAAAGUUUCCCUUCCCAAUGACGUUAACAUGUGGGAUCCCCAGUAUGGCCUCCUCAUCACCUAAAUAUAAUUCAAACUCCUUGGAGAGCUCGUCAAUUAAAAGGAUCCCAAAAGAUGGAACUAAAUGGGAACAAAAUGAGGAAAUACCGCGUCUACCAGGAGAAACUAGCAUCACAGACAAGGAAGUUAUCUACGUAUGUCCAUUUAAUGGUGCUGUUAAAGGAAGACUGUAUGUUACAAACUACAGACUAUACUUAAGAAGUGUGGAACUAGAUCCAGUUGUGAUAUUAGAUGUUCCUCUGGGUGUAAUUGCAAGGAUUGAGAAAAUGGGUGGAGCUUCAAGUAGAGGAGAAAAUUCCUAUGGACUAGAUAUUACUUGUAAAGAUAUGAGAAAUCUACGGUUUGCACUGAAACAAGAAGGUCACAGCAGAAGAGAUAUAUUUGAAAUCCUUACAAAACAUGCUUUUCCCCAGUCACAUAAUUUGCCUUUUUUUGCAUUUGUAAAUGAAGAAAAGUUUGCUGAAAAUGGUUGGAUGGUUUAUAAUCCGAUGCCUGAAUAUAGGAGACAAGGACUGCCCAAUGAACAGUGGAGAGUAACCUUUAUCAAUGAACAUUAUGGACUAUGUGAUACAUAUCCAUCACUUUUGGUAGUUCCAUAUAAUGCCACAGAUGAUGAUCUCAAGAAAGUUGCUGCUUUUAGGUCCCGAAAUAGAAUUCCAGUCCUGUCAUGGAUUCAUCCAGAGAACCAAGCUGUUGUUAUGCGCUCCAGUCAGCCUCUUGUUGGUAUGAGUGGGAAAAGAAAUAAAGAUGACGAAAGGUAUCUUGAUAUUAUCAGGGAUGCUAAUGGACAGAUCUCAAAACUGACUAUCUAUGAUGCAAGACCCAGUGUAAAUGCAGUAGCUAACAAGGCCACUGGGGGAGGAUAUGAAGGCGAUGAUGCAUAUCCCAAUGCAGAACUCUUCUUCCUAGAUAUUCAUAAUAUUCAUGUCAUGAGGGAAUCUUUAAAAAAGUUGAAGGACAUUGUUUAUCCUAAUGUAGAAGAAUCUCACUGGCUAUCUAGUUUGGAGUCAACUCACUGGUUAGAACAUAUCAAGAUGCUAUUUUCCAAAAGAAUUCAUUUAAAUAAGAGGCAGCAUUUAUCUACUCUACACAAACUUGUCUUGACAGGAGCUAUUCAAGUGGCAGACAAGGUGUCCUCAGGGAAGAGCUCAGUGUUGGUACACUGUAGUGAUGGUUGGGACCGAACAGCACAAUUAACUUCUCUAGCCAUGUUGAUGUUAGACAGCUACUACAGAACAAUUGUGGGUUUUGAAGUUCUGGUACAAAAGGAGUGGAUAAGCUUUGGACACAAAUUUGCAUCGAGAAUAGGCCAUGGUGAUAAAAACCAUGCUGAUGCUGAUAGAUCACCUAUCUUUCUCCAGUUCAUUGAUUGCGUGUGGCAAAUGUCUAAGCAGUUUCCAACAGCUUUUGAAUUCAAUGAACAAUUCUUGAUUACAAUUCUGGACCAUUUGUAUAGCUGCCGAUUUGGUACUUUCUUGUACAACUGUGAAUCUGUUAGAGAAAAAGAGAAAGUGACUGAGAGAACAUUGUCAUUGUGGUCACUGAUAAAUAGUGAAAAAGCAAAGCACACCAAUCCUUUUUAUACUAAAGAACUGAAUCGAGCACUCUAUCCAGUAGCUAGUAUGCGUCACUUGGAACUUUGGGUCAAUUAUUACAUUAGAUGGAAUCCAAGGAUUCGGCAGCAACCAAAUCCCGUGGAGCAGCGUUACAUGGAGCUCCUAGCACUGCGUGAUGACUACAUGAGAAGACUUGAAGAACUACAGAUCACAAAUAAUUCUAAGAUUUCCAAUUCAUCAACCUCAUCAGCAUCUCCCUCACAAAUGAUGUCCCAUGUGCAAACUCAUUUUUGAAGGAAAAAAUGUUUUUCUUUGAACAUUGUAACCAUAAGUGGUGCUUAAUGUAGAUCUAUAGUACAAAAAGGAAUAUCUGAAUGCCUUAUAUUGGACCUCUUCCUAACAUGAAAUUUUUUAGAUUGUCUCCAUAGUUGGAAGACUUGAAAGAACGGUCUCUUCAGUUCAUUUGUGCCUUUCGGAAUCUGUGGACAGGAAACGUUAUCCAAUAUGGGAAGCUUAUAUGGGAUGCUUUAGAAGUGUAUUUUGUAAAAGUUUGAUACAAUUGGAAGUAUGAUUUGAUUAUUUUUUUUUUAGUAUGCAUUAAUUUAUUGCAUCAUUAGGUCCUGAUCCUGCAAAGACAUAACCAUGUGCUUAAUCUUAUGCACUGUGAAUAGAGCCAUUGACUUCAGUGGGGCUUUUCACAGUGUAUAAAUGUAAGGAUGUGUGUAGCCUUAGGGGCCUUAGACUUUUUGAGGCAAAAAUGAGAGUUGUAUUAUCUUCUUGAGCUUUCAAAAGCAAAGUACUCAGAAAUAGAUUUUUUUCUAGUAAACUGAAAACUACUCCAGUUUUUAUUGUUCAAAAUAAUUCCAAAUCUGAGGACUUUAGGUGACAAGAAACUUGUAAUUAACAAUUCAACUUGCUCACUAUGUAUCUGAAAACAAGAUAACUGUAUAGAAAGGCUAACUUUUAUAUGGUAGAUGCAGAUUUUAGAAUAAAUGGAUGAGGAUUGUGGUGGCUUUGGAGCAAAUAAGUUGCAAACUCCUUUUUUUUUUUUUUUUUUUUUAAGUUAGCUGUGGAACACUACAUAUAUUUUUGAUUCUCUGUUCUGUCAGCAAUAUUUUCUGGAUUUUUGCUUUCAUUAUUUUGCCAAAAAAUAAAGAACGGUUCUCAAGAAGACGUAUAUAAAUCUAAAAAAUAGGAUCCACGAAGACAUUGCUUAAAUGUCAAAUAGUAGCAAUAAGCUUAGCUUUUAUAUGUUUUCUAAAACGAAACAUCAUGCCUAUUCAGAGCAGCUUUUAUACCAAAAUAGUUUAAAAUUCUUCAGAUUAUGAGUAAUGAGUUGGGAACCUCUUAAAUGUGUAGCUAGAGCAUUUUAAUCUAUUCCUUUAACAAAUUUAUUCUUUAUCAAGUAUUUAAAGGGAUUUCAGUAUAUAAAAUUUGCAGAUAAUAGAUUGUGCAUUGACUGAAUCUUUCAAAGAACUUGGUUUGAAGUUCAUUUCAGAGGCUUCUAUUGUUACAUUUAUAAUUUGCUCCUUUCAGGUAUUUUUUCAUUAGCGUUACAAGCACUUAAGGCAGCACAAACCUUGCUACUUGAUAUUUUAAUUCAUAUUUGCAUAUACUUGGAAGUUUUAAUGAUUUUCAGGCAAUUGAGUACAUUUUGCAAUAUAGGAUUUGUAAAGGACUGUUCAUAGAUAAUAUAGUUAUUUUAAAGGGAAUGUUUGACACUUGAGGCUUCUACCUUUGUAAAUUAUUGUACAUGUAAGUUUUGAUCUACAAAAUGUAACAGCAAAAUACAAUAGGAUAUGUAUAAAUUAAGUUUGUGUAAGUAUAUAAAAUAUAGUUUAUUAGAAAUUCUCCAGUUUUUGUAAAGUGUAAAUACUUGGGUACAAAAGCUAAAUUUAAAGCAUAGAGUUCCAUAAAAAUCAGAUAGUUUAGAGAACAUUGGAAUAAUUUAGAAAUAGUAUUUUGCAUAGAAAUAAAACACCUCUUAAUUUGAUACAGUAAAUAUUAUGCUAAGAAAAUUGCACUAUUUUUUCAGGGAAAUUGAGAAUACUGCUUGUAUUGUGUGUGUUCUAAGGAAAUAUGGCUUACCUCCACUUAUAUUUGUCCUCUCAAUUUUACUCUCCCCUGAAUCUGUCUUUUAUUAUUCCGCAUAUGUAUGUGGAGCAGCAGCUUUGAGUUCCCCUCCCCCCAAAAUCUUAGCACAUUUAAAAUAAAUUGGGCACAGUACAUCUAAUGAACAAGGAAGCUCAAAUUCAUCUUGGCUACUUAUCCCUAUGGCAGUGUAUAACUUAACAACUUAAAAACUAUGCAGAUUCUGAUGUAAUUGCCUUCUAUUUGUAUAUGGUUUAUAAAAAACUCUUUUUUUUUAUUAGUUUUUGAGAAUUGUAGUAGUUGGAUCCAACACCCCUGUAGAAUCUUUUUCAGCAGUGUGCAGGAGGAGUUAAGAAAAUCUAGUUUUUACUUUGUAAACACUAAAUGAUCAACCUAUCGUUUGGGAAAGUUUAAUACAGUGAAAAGGAUUAAAUGCACUUGUUUCAUUACAUAUAUACAAUUCAUUUAUAUUGCCAAUACAGUUGAUACUGCAUUUUUUAUGUAGCUAGAGCUGAAAUUCAUUCUUUGAAAACCUCUAACUUAGCUUUGUGUUCACUUGGACUCUUUGUCAAGACAAUGAUUUAGAAUAAAACCCUUGUUUUUAA
Messenger RNA from Mauremys reevesii (Reeves's turtle), 4783 nucleotides. RefSeq names its product myotubularin 1 (gene MTM1). Gene Ontology annotation, cellular component: plasma membrane. The record is from RefSeq and is a predicted model, not a curated record. The transcript is spliced from 16 exons. Lineage: Eukaryota; Metazoa; Chordata; Testudines; Geoemydidae. Gene Ontology annotation, molecular function: phosphatidylinositol-3,5-bisphosphate 3-phosphatase activity. Bases 414 to 2381 code for a protein of 655 amino acids. Gene Ontology annotation, biological process: negative regulation of autophagosome assembly; mitochondrion distribution; dephosphorylation.